AUCCAAACCACACUGCAAUAUUGUAACAAAAUCCUUAUUGUCGGACAGUUGUCACACUGGUGAAGCCUGAUCAUGGGGGGAAAUAAGAUCCUGUGUAUCGGUUUAGUGUGCCUGGAUAUCAUCAACGUGGUGGAUACAUAUCCAGAGGAGGACACUGACAGCAGGUGUUUGUCCCAAAGAUGGCAGCGGGGUGGCAAUGCGUCCAACUCGUGUACAGUAAUCUCACUGUUAGGGGCGCCUUGUGCUUUCAUGGGGUCACUGGCACCAGGGUGCGUUGCAGAUUUCAUAGUGAAUGAUUUCAUGAGGCGUGGUGUGGACGUGUCUGCCUUGGUGUGGCAGAGUGAAGGGGUGACACCCAGUGCCUGCUGCAUCGUAUGUACCGGCAGUGGUUCUCGCACGGUGGUCCUCUCUGACACGAACCUGCCUGAUGUAACAGCAGAUGAUUUCCACAAUGUGGAUUUGUCCCAGUACAAGUGGAUCCAUUGGGAGGGCAGGAAUGCCGGGGAGCAGGUGAAGAUGAUAAAGCGAGUGCAGGAGUAUAACUUGACCAUACCUGCAGAUCAAAUAAUCACCAUCUCUGUGGAGAUUGAGAAAACCAGGGAUGAGCUGUACCAGCUAUUCGAGCACGCAGACGUGGUGUUUGUCAGUAAGGAUGUGGCCAGACAUUUUGGGUACAACUCUGCUGCUGAAGCUCUGAGGGGUCUGUACAAUCGAGUAAGAAAGGGGGCGUCCCUAAUCUGUGCCUGGGCGGAGAAGGGGGCUGAUGGAAUGGGUCCUGAUGGGAUAAUGGUCCAUUCAGAUGCCUUUCCCCCUGAGGCCAUUGUGGAUACUUUGGGGGCUGGUGAUACCUUCAACGCUUCAGUUAUUUUCGCUUUGUCUAAUGGAAAGAAUCUGCAGGAAGCACUGACAUUUGGUUGCCAGACUGCUGGAAGGAAAUGUGGCAUACAAGGGUACGAUGGGAUUGUUUCAUAGAAACAAUGGAUGACAGGAGAGAAAGGGAACUCCACAAUCUAGAAGCUGCCAAGACAAUAAAUGACUUCAGAGCAAAAACUGCUAAGACACCACUUAAAAUAAUAUACAGUGGAUGAUAAUAACUUUGAGAAUAGAUUGACUAAAGUGGGUCCAGGUGUACUAGUUGAGUUAAUAGUUUACUGUUUGAGGACCUGGAUCUUUAAAAGAGUGGCAUAAGUUCAAAUUCCUAAAAUCAAAAAAUGAAAUAAAAUAAAAUAAAUGUGCUUUGAUGACUAGAACAAUGUUCCUAAUUUUGUAGUCUUUUGAGUAUGGAAUGAAUGUCAACCAGAUGGCAAUAAUUUCCAGCCAUUAAAUAAAAUUGCUGGGCAGUAUUUGAACACAUGGUUUAUAAAACUAUUAAUGGUUUUAAAUACGAGUCACCAUUUCGGAUUGUUAGUGAGAGAUUGUAUCUAACCAAUUGUCAGAGAUAUGCAAAUGAUCUGUAUCCCCUACUUAAGACAUUGGUGGCACGCAUUGUCUGUUUACACAGUCAUGUUAUGGCUACAGUAGUCUCUCUCUAAACUGGACAUGUUGGAAGAUAGAGAGGUUGUCCAAAAUAUCAAGAUGUCAGGUUUAAAAAAUAAUAAUAAAGAAAAGACAGAUGCUUUACAGUAACCCGCAGUACACUGGAACAAGCCAGUGGCUUAAAAUGUUAGUGCAGUGAUUACCCUUAUUGGUAGCCUGAAGCAGUUGACAGAUAUCAGUGGUUGUGCAUUGAGGGAAAUUGUCAGACAGGCUAAGGAAAGACAAAUGAUUUAUAAAUAUUUGGGGACGUCUCCUCCUCCUCCUCUCUCUUUGGCUGGCCACGUAGAAAGUGUGCACUCCAUAUUUCUUUUCUCUCUUUUCUUUACCUGCUUCUCUGGUGGUUUCAGAGGUAUUUAUAUUUGACCAUUUAAUUUGCACACAGUUUAGACCUGGUUUUCACAUGUCAAUUGAAACGCUACCACUGUUGAUGGUUUGCUAAAUCGUUACAUUUGUAUGUAAAUGAGGACACUCCUAAAGUUCAGCCCAUGUCCAGCACUAAUGCUGACUUGCCGGAUGGGCCUUAAAAUAUGAUUGCUAAAUCACAUAGGUGGGCAAAGGCUGUUUGCCCAUGCAUGUGCCUGAUUUUAGUGCGCUAACUGACCACAAAAGUGUUUUGCAAUUGAUUUAGGGGUUUGAGGCCGGUAAGUAUUAUGCAUAUGGACCUAAGUGUUCAGGCACUAAUACCUUUCAGGAAUGUAUUUUACAAGAGGAGUGUCCAGUGCAGUUUACCUUGCAGACAUUAUACCAUUUCCUUUAGAGUGUUGAACAAAACAAUUGGUACAGAUUAUAUGUCUAGUUAGUCCUUGUAAAAAUUACUCAGUAAAUUAGCAUGGUGAUUUUGCCAUUCUUGUACCAUGUAUUUUCAUCCAAUGGUCAAUCUCACAACUAACCUGUAGCCAAUAAAUAUAUAACCAUGUUGCCUACCUUUCGUGGCAUUAAAGUUAAUUUGUUAAACUCAAAUUGUGUUAGUUGGACAAUUACUGAAUACAUUUUGCAGCUUUUAGAAUGUUGCUUCCAGAUUCCUCCUACUGUCUGCCUUUAUAUUACCUUCUAUUAUAGUCUUAUCUUAAUGUGCAUUACAGUCACGCAAACUGCUCCACAUGUAUGCACUGGCAGUUGUUCUUUAUGACAAUAGGAUUUCUCAAUGACAAUACUCCCUUAAGCACACUAGUAAUGUAUCAAUCUGUUUGUACCACUGAAUCAUUGAGAAAUUAUGAUGAGAGGUAUUUGUUGUGAGAUUGUAAUGGGGUAGGUCUCUGUUUACACACUGUUUAAAAUUACACGUAGUCACUCGUACACAUGUGAUCCCUGCUGGAAACACUGGUACUUGAGAUGAAAAGGUUGAAAACCACUGCUGUAUGACAUCAAUGUCAGGGUCUACUUAAGCAAUAUAACCCAAAGAGGACUUUACCACUUGGUAAGGUCUGCCUUGUGCUGUGAAAUGCCUGAGCCGAAGGCUAUUAGAAAAUGGCAAUGUUAAAAAAAAUAAAAACAUUUAAAGUUUUUGUUGCUAAUGAAUACACAUGCUUUCCUCAAUAUUCCAUGAACAAUGUGGUUUGCUUGGAAUUCCAUAUGUGGUCUGGUAGCCUCAGGCUUCAGAAUCCCAGCGGUGGACGAUGUUUUGUAUUUCCAAUAACUUAAAUAAUUACACAAAACUAAAUAAAAAUAAUCUUCUACUUACAUGGAGCUAUUCUUCAGUUCAGGUACCUCGUACACAAAAGCAAACAUGGCUUGUGAACUGUUUAUCUGUAAAAUAUGUAAAAUAACAAAAGUACUGUUAACUUUUUUUUCUUUUUUA
Messenger RNA from Polyodon spathula (Mississippi paddlefish), 3334 nucleotides. It is a transcript of the gene khk, whose product is annotated as ketohexokinase. Gene Ontology annotation, molecular function: ketohexokinase activity. NCBI's taxonomy places the organism in Eukaryota, Metazoa, Chordata, Actinopteri, Acipenseriformes, Polyodontidae. The transcript is spliced from 8 exons. Gene Ontology annotation, biological process: fructose metabolic process. The coding region runs from base 73 to 972 and encodes 299 amino acids. The record is from RefSeq and is a predicted model, not a curated record.